This is a messenger RNA of Styela clava, 859 nucleotides long. The record is from RefSeq and is a predicted model, not a curated record. Lineage: Eukaryota; Metazoa; Chordata; Ascidiacea; Stolidobranchia; Styelidae.
ACACUGAUUUUGAAUAGAGCGGUUUGGUAAACUGGUGAUUAAAGUUUAUUAAUUUGGUGUUUGUAGAAUAUAGUAUAGAUAGCGUGUUGUGUAUACUGUUAGAAUACAAGAUAAGCGUCUUAUGACAUAGGAUAUCAUGGAGCGGGAAGAACUUUUACUUCAUGGAAAAUCGAAGAUAGGAACUUUAAAUUUUCAUGAUGACGACGACGAUGUUGAGCUCUUCAGUCACAGAAGAACAACAAACCAGAGACGUAUGUUAGAAUGCUGUACGAGUCUUCUGGUUUUUCUGUGUUUAACACUGCUCGCCACUAGCAUCAUUUUCGGGGUCCGGUAUUUGAGCGUUAAACAUUCAUUAUAUGUACUGGAACAAGAACAUUCUCAGCAACAGCAAGUAAAACCAAUAGAGCAUUCUUCUUCGACUGAUAGCGAUGAUGACGUAAUCCAGCAGUUGCAAAAUCGCAUUUCCGACCUUGAAAGCGAACUUGCGAACUGUAGGAAUGAAAUUCAAAAUCAUGAAACAUCUGAGAUAAAUGAGGAGACGUCCUCCAUAGGAAAUACGCCAGCAGCCCAGCGACUUGGCGAUGACGGAAAUCAAAAACCUUGCCUUCCACAAAAUAAUGAAGGGAACUCGGCAUCGUUUCUUAAAGUUCAUAGAUAUGGUCUACUGUUACCUAUCAUGACAGUGUUGCUGCAGUAUUUGAUGACAACAACAACAAGAUGAUAUUGACAAACGUCGAUUAUAAUUUUCCAUCGUAGAAUAGGCCUCGUCGCCUUGUUAUCAUAUUUCUUUUAUAUUUUUACUAGUUCAUACGUUGUAUUGCAUGCUUAUAGCAAAAAAUAAAGAGUCAGGCCCAUAUUG